Molecule: messenger RNA, 1047 nt
Organism: Zasmidium cellare ATCC 36951
Lineage: Eukaryota; Fungi; Ascomycota; Dothideomycetes; Mycosphaerellales; Mycosphaerellaceae
Exons: 1
Coding region: 1-1047 (348 amino acids)
Source: RefSeq, a predicted model, not a curated record
AUGGCGGGCACGGCGAAGAAGCCCGGGCUCUUCGAUCUCCCGCAAGAGCUCCUCGACGACAUCUUCGACUGCGCCUACCCAGAGGAACAGGGAGUGGAGUUCGUUGCCAAAAGGAACUGGUCGCACACUCAAUUCUAUCACACGCGGGAAGAUUCGUCAUAUCAAACACGACCAUUCCCCACCCCAAAAGUAUGCGACUUCCUCGUCAGCAAGACCUUCCUCCAAAACGCUGCCAAAGCGUGGAUCGGCAAUCAAGUCAUCGACGCUCUGCUGCCGGCCAUGCUGAGCCUGGGCCGACGAACUGAGAGCAACGAGGAUCUCAAUCUCCUCUUCAAGUACUCCAGAAAGGUACUUUGGGGGUUGCUGCACGCCGAAGACUUCUUCCAAUUCUCUGCAGUCAAAGAAGUGAGGAUGCCAGUGGAGUCGUGCAAGCUUCUGACCGACUCCAAGUAUCCCUGGCAGUCGGUCUAUGACGACGAAGACAUCAAGAAGACCGAGAUCUAUCAGCAAGUCUGCAAAUUCCGUGGAUUGACAAGCUUUGAGGCUGUCACCAGCGACUGGUACGAGAUUGAGGAAAAGAGUCAGACCGAACAAGACAUCUGGAACGCCAAUCUUCGGAAGUUCGAGCAGCUGGUGACGAUUGAGGCGACUAAGCCCAAGCCCGAGCCCGAGCUCAAGAAUGAGCAGGAGCAGGAGCAGGAGCCGACAAAGGAGUUGGACCCGGAGGACGACGACUCAUACCAGGCUAAGAAACUCGAGUCACAGCUACUGACCCGCCUCGUUCUGAACUAUGCCAACGAGGGAGGCCCGGCGCAACUCAGCUCGAGCGACAUACCGGACUCGUAUCAAGAUAUCGUCAAGAUGCUGGUUUCUACGCCUAAGAAGUUCUUGGAUUGGGUACUGGCAGCCAAGGCAAAAGAGCAAGAGGUGCCAAAAGAGGACGAUGGCGGAAAUGAAGCAAAGAAGGAGGACAAGGGAGAUGCGGACAAAGACGGCCACGCGGAGUCGACUGAGGAGCGUCCUAGCAAGAGGCAGAAGACGCACUAG